Messenger RNA from Aricia agestis (brown argus), 1151 nucleotides. Its product is annotated as DNA polymerase beta-like. The record is from RefSeq and is a predicted model, not a curated record. Gene Ontology annotation, cellular component: nucleus. NCBI's taxonomy places the organism in Eukaryota, Metazoa, Arthropoda, Insecta, Lepidoptera, Lycaenidae. Gene Ontology annotation, molecular function: DNA binding; DNA-directed DNA polymerase activity. The coding region runs from base 141 to 1136 and encodes 331 amino acids. Gene Ontology annotation, biological process: double-strand break repair via nonhomologous end joining. The transcript is spliced from 6 exons.
CUCGUGCUAUUGCUCUCACAGCUCUCUCUUGAAGUUCACUUUUGAAUUUUUUAUGACCAAAACACUGUACGAGUUUCUCCGUUACACUAUCCAUGCCAGGUGUCUUUUUGUUGAAAGCGUCUUAACAGACUAUCCUCAAAAUGAGCAAACGUAAAAAUCCUGCUGGCGACGACAAUCUCAACGCAGAUUUUUGUGAUUUCUUAAUGGAGUUGGCCGAAUAUGAAAAAAAUGUCACUCGUAAUAUACACAAAUACAAUGCAUAUAGAAAAGCAGCAAGUGUUUUAGCCGCUCAUCAAACAAGAAUAAAAUCUGGAGAUGAAGCGAAAUCUCUCAAUGGCAUAGGAGAUAAAAUUUCGAAAAAAAUUGAUGAAUUUUUGCAAACAGGCAAGCUGAAAAAACUAGAAAAUAUACAUCAGGACAAAAAUGCACAAGCGAUCAGUAUGCUUACAAGAGUGUCUGGAAUAGGGCCGGUUAAAGCAGCUGAUUUAGUAAACAGUGGCAUAACAACCAUAGAAGACUUAGCCAAAAAUAAAGAUAAACUAAACCACCACCAGCUUCUUGGAUUAAAAUAUUUUCUUGAUUUUGAAAAGAAGAUACCCAGGUCAGAAAUACAGGAAAUUGAGAAAAUUAUACAUGAUCGUUUGAAAAAAUAUGACGAAAAUUUCACCAUAACUAUUUGUGGCAGCUACAGACGUGGAAAACCAGAAAGCGGUGAUAUUGACGUUCUUGUAACGCAUCCAUCUGUGAAAUUAAGCAAGAAAAAUAAAGACGAUAAAUUUUUAAGUAACGUGGUCGCUCUAUUGGGUGAUAUUAUAACCGACACCAUAUCAUUGGGUGAUACAAAAUUUAUGGGUGUAUGCCGUUUAUCAGCGAACCAUAUUCCUCGUCGGUUGGAUAUAAGAUUGAUCCCCAGUGAACAAUAUUAUUGUGCAGUGCUGUAUUUCACUGGCAGCGAUGUUUUCAAUAAGCAAAUGCGAGCACACGCUCUUGAAAAUCGUUUUACUCUCAAUGAGUACUCUUUAAAGCCCAUCGGGGAAACUGGUAUGCCUGGGGAACCAAUACCCAUUGAAUCAGAGGAAGAUAUUUUCGACUAUAUCGACUAUCCAUACAAGAAACCAGAAGAGCGCAACGUAUAGAAUGUUCAUUUUCUU